Molecule: messenger RNA, 2816 nt
Organism: Neopelma chrysocephalum (saffron-crested tyrant-manakin)
Lineage: Eukaryota; Metazoa; Chordata; Aves; Passeriformes; Pipridae
Gene: GP1BB
Product: glycoprotein Ib platelet subunit beta
Exons: 1
Coding region: 1313-1927 (204 amino acids)
Source: RefSeq, a predicted model, not a curated record
CAGCUAGUUCUCACCCCCUGCCAAGUGCAGCUUCCCUGAUGAGAUGGGAAACCAAAGGCCACAGUGCUCAGGGAGUGUGGUACAAACCAGGAAUGCCACCUUGCAGGCUGAGGUGCACUUUGAGUUGCUGUGCCAUGAGACUGUACAGUGUCUGUGCCAGGCCCAGAAUCACAGUUAUCAGUCCUGUCAGCAUCCCAGCAAACGUGUUCUCAUGGCAGUGCCAGCUCCUGUCCUGUGGAAGGCUUGCUCAGUGCAGCAUCAGCUUCCCUGACAUGCAGCAGACGUGGGGAAGGCCUCGUGUGGGAGGUCCCGGGGAUGAGUUGACCCUUAUCUGGCCAGCCAGCUGCAGGGCUCUGUCCGGGAGCUCAGCUCUGCAGGGCACACUCUGCACUGCCUGGGCUGCCUCAACACCUUCCUCUGCUCUUUAAAGCCAGCGGGAAAGCAAGGACUGGACUACUCUGGUAAGUCAACAGUUACCUUCUGCUCUGUUUUUUCUCUUUGGUUGACAGCACAGGAAAGCACUGCCUUGUUGCAGGUAUGUGUAGUUGUUCUCCUGGAGAAUUACAGCAGCUCGUGUGCUCAGCAGUGGCACGAGGCUGUAAUGUAAAGACAGCUCAUUGACCCAUGUCCUGCAGCACAGGCACAGCUCCAGAAGGAGAUUAUUCACCUGCUAGAGCAAAACUACCAUGGAAAACUCCACCCUCAGUGAUCAGUACCCUUUCUGUGGCCAAGGACUGUUUAUCACUUCUUUCCAAAGCUGGAAAGGCUAUUUUUCGCUUGUGGUAACAGUAAAUUUAUUUCUGAAUCUCCUCUUACGGUUUGCAUGAACAAAGCUUUGCUUACAGGUGUAAUUCAGAGCUAUGAUAAGGCAUGAGCUGUUUCAUAUUUUAGUUUUUGAUUCCUUGACAGAAAUUUUAUUGGCUACUCUAGUGAUUCACCUCCACUAAUGCUGAAAAUAGAAGCAGCUCUUGUACUCUUUGGAGGACUAGUGAAAAUGUAUUUGAUGGCUGCAGCUAAGCCUCCCAGUAGCUAUGUGUUCAUAUCCCUCCUCAAAUACAGGGUUGGAAGACCAGGAACAUUCUUCUCUCCUGUAAAGAGAGACCAAGAUUUUGCACAUCUCUUUUAACUUUGUUCUUUUCAGAGCUCUCGGACCUCCUGUGAAGGAGACCAAAUUCACCCAACUUCAGGAACUCCUCCUCAGAACAAACCAACCAAAGACCUGGGGCUGUGGUGUCAGUCCUGGAGUGGGUGGUGUCUACUUGCCUGGUCUUCACCUCGUUCAGUCUCACCAGGGAAGUGUUUGCAGGUGAAGAUGAACAGGGGAAUUCUCUUCUUGUCCCUGCUUGGCUUCCUCCCGCUCGUGCUGCCCACCUGCCCUGUGCCAUGCCAGUGCACCACCACCAUCAUCGACUGCACCUCCAAGGACCUCACUGUGGCAAACCUGCCCGCUGCCUUCCGUCCUUCGGCUGAAAUCAUCCACCUCGGCUACAACAGGCUCACCUCUAUUCCCAACGGGCUCUUUGACAACCUGAGGAGCCUGCAGGUCGUGUACCUGCAGGGCAACCCCUGGGAAUGCACCUGUGACAUCCUGUACCUGCGCUCCUGGCUGCAGUGGCAGCAGAACCGCACCCUGUACCGGGACGUGAGGUGCAGCUCCCCGAGCCACCUGCAGCACCGGGUCAUCGCCUACCUGACAGAGGACGAGGUCAACUCCACCUGCCAGUACUGGUACUGCAGCCUGGCUCUCCUCUCUCAGCUCUGUCUCUUCAUCCUCCUUUUCCUCCAGGGUGUCUUGGUUAUCUUCAUCAUUGUUUACCUGCAGAAGUUUCGGAGAAUGACCGCUGAAGCCCGGAGCACCACCCGAGAACUGCACCAGCAGGUUGACCCUUGGGUAUCUUCUUCGAGAAACCCCUACAACAAUGAUUAACAUCACGAGACUGAAGACCCUCCUCCUCCUGGGGGAUGAUGUGCCAAGCUCCUGUGGUUUGUGAUACCCAGAGCAGACAUCUGAUCCUGACUGCAGUCCAAAGCAGGACUUGAACUUUCAUCAGACACUUGCCUGUGUUCCUAAAGAACCAGUCUUGUGGGUUUUUGAAUGCUUUGAACUCUUUAGCAUGAUGUUGAUUGCUUUGCUGAGCUGGAAGUGGCUCUGGUUUGGUAGAUUAAAGAAAUCAUAAACUACAGUGACCAGAACUGACUCGAAUGGCUCACAGGCUCCUAAAGGCUACAGAGCUUGAUCCCUCCUAUGCUACAAUAUUUCAGCCACACUUCCCACGAUGCUUCUGGUUGUGUUGGGUCAGGUGAGGACAGAGGUGGGCAGUGAACAGUUAAGGUACUGGACUAAGACCAUGGAGAAAUACAGUUUCCUCGUGUUACCACAGACUGCCUUAGAAUCUUUGGCCAAGUGACUUAGUCUUCUCCUGCCACGGUUUCCCCAUCAGUAAAAGAGAACGAAAAUUUCUUCUUGCUUGAUGCAUCUUUUCCAAUGUUCUUCUGAGGGAGGGAGGGAACGUUUAGAAGCCCACCUGCUUUUAUCCUGUCUGCAUUCCUUUUAAUCUACUUAUAGUUUUAAUACUGACUUCAGCUGAGUGAGACUGGGGCCCUGAAUGCUUCUGAGAUAUUCAUCCUGAAGCCAAGAGUUGAGACCAGUGGCUCGCUCUGGCUGUGCCUGUAACAGCACUUGGAAUGAGAGAUCUGGGCUUUAGAGACCCAAACUGCAAACCCCACUGAUGUGCCUACUGCUGCUUAUAGUGUCCCUUAAUUAUUUUUGAAAUGAAGCAAAAAUGAAAUAAAAUAAUGAUGCCUGUUGAUGUAAA